Messenger RNA from Diospyros lotus (date-plum), 4008 nucleotides. RefSeq lists its product as uncharacterized. Bases 1 to 4008 code for a protein of 1335 amino acids. The record is from RefSeq and is a predicted model, not a curated record. Lineage: Eukaryota; Viridiplantae; Streptophyta; Magnoliopsida; Ericales; Ebenaceae. The transcript is spliced from 5 exons.
AUGGCCAUGGCAGCACGCAGGGGAGGUCCGGCCAUGGCAGCACGCAGGGGAGGUCCGGCCAUGGCAGUUCGCACCGAAGGCAGCCAUGGCCGGGGGUCGCCCGUCGAGCAGCAGUCGGCUGGAGGUCGAAGGCGAGGUGGUGGAGCAAGCGGCGGUGGUAGGCGGUGCGCUCAGGCGCUGUCCUCUAAGGACAUACCAAUUGACCUAGACCUUGAAAUAGAAAGGACCCUUAGGAAGCAAAGAAAGGCUAGAGAGUUAGAGUUUCGGAUACCUGAGAAUCCUCCUGCCUCUUCUGCCACUGCAUCUGAUAUUCCUUCUGUUUCUAUACCUACCCCUGACUUCAGCACAAUGGCAGGUAAUGGGAAUGAACACAAUAGGAAUGGAAAUAAUGUAAAUCAUGGUCAUUUGGAUGGUAGAACCAUUAGAGAAUUGGCUGCCCCUGAUGUGCACUACCAGUCUUUAUGCAUUCAAUAUCCCCAAUUGGAUGCAACCUUUGAAUUGAAAUCUGGGCUAAUCCAUUUGCUUCCCAAGUUUCAUGGCCUUGCAGGUGAAGAUCCGCACAAGCACCUCAAAGAAUUCCAUGUUGUCUGCUCCACAAUGAGGCCACAAGGAGUUGAUGAGGAGCAGAUAAAACUUAGGGCCUUCCCAUUUUCAUUGGAUGGAGCUGCAAAGGAUUGGUUAUACUACCUACCACAUGCUGCCAUCACAAGUUGGGAUGGGCUAAAAAGGAUCUUUUUGGAGAAGUUCUUUCCAGCAUCCCGAACAGCCGCCAUUCGAAAAGAAAUUUGUGGCAUAAGGCAGAAUCAUGGGGAGACAUUACAUGAAUAUUGGGAGCGAUUCAAGAAACUCUGUUCUAGUUGUCCACACCAUCAAAUCAGUGACCAGCUGCUGGUCCAAUACUUCUAUGAAGGUCUUAUUCCAAUGGAUAGGUAUUUGGUGGAUGCAGCUAGUGGAGGAGCCCUCUCUGAAAAGACACCAGCAGCUGCUCAAGAGCUAAUCUCCAAGAUGGCACAGAAUGCCCAACAAUUUGGUACCAGGUCAGCCACUCCCAUGAGACAAGCCAAUGAGAUUGGUGUUGCUGCCAUCAAUGACCAACAGAGAAUAGAGAACAAACUGGAGGAAUUGGCCUCCAUGGUCAGACAGCUAGCCCUUGAUAAAGGACAGUCCAAAUCUCAGCAGGUAUGUGGUAUUUGCUCAUUAUCCUCCCAUGGUACUGACCAAUGUCCUCAACUGCAGGAGAAUACAGAAGCUUGUGCUGGCAUUUUUCCAGGAAGACCCUUCCAGCCACAGCAUCAUCAGCAACAAAGAUAUGAUCCAUAUGCUGCCACCUAUAAUCCAGGGUGGAGAGAUCAUCCGAAUUUGAGGUAUGGAGGUCCUUCCAACCAGCCAUUCCAGCCACAGCAACAGCAACCUCAGCAGCACAGAUUCAAUGCACAAAGACCAAGUCAAUCAAUGCAGCAACCCCAACCAGCUCCUAAAUCCGAAUCAAGCUUGGAAGAUAUCAUGAAGCAGCUCGUUGCCAACAAUCUCCAGUUUCAGCAAAGGACCGACACUGCCAUACAAAAUUUGGAGACACAGAUUGGACAGCUGGCAACCAACAUCAGUGAGCUACGGAGUCAAGGUUCGGGUCAGUUGCCUUCACAACCAGUUUCAAAUCCAAGGGGCAAUGUAAGUGCUAUCGUUCUCCGCAGUGGCAAAGAGUUAAGCAGCCCACCCUCUCCACAACCAGAACUUGGGCAGCAACAAGAAAGCCAAAGGGAAGAUCAACCUCCUCCCAUUCAAAAGGACAAGCAGCCCACCACUAUUGAUCAAGAUAGAGGAGAGACUUCUUACAACCAUCCACUGCCAUUUCCUCACCGAGCCACUCAAAAUAAAAAGAGGGCAGAAGCUGAGUUGGACAAGGAGAUAAUGGAAACUUUCAAAAAAGUUGAGGUGAACAUACCACUCUUGGAGGCCAUCAGACAGAUUCCCAAGUAUGCCAAGUUUCUCAAAGACUUGUGCACCCACAAAAGGAAACUGAAAGGAAAUGAAAAAAUCAACUUGGGAAGAAAUGUGUCAGCAUUGAUUCAACCUGCCAUGCCUCAGAAAUGCAAAGAUCCAGGGACUUUCACCAUUCCUUGCACUAUUGGAAAUUUGCAAUUUUAUAAUGCUAUGUUGGAUUUAGGAGCCUCUAUUAAUGUGAUGCCUAAAUCUGUAUAUUCUUCUUUGCAGGCAGGUGCAGGCACAUUGACAUCUACAGGAGUGGUGGUCCAGUUGGCAAAUAGGAGCACAGCAUACCCUGAGGGAGUAUUAGAGGAUGUAUUAGUAAAGGUAAAGGAUUUCAUAUUCCCUGCUGACUUCUAUGUUUUGAAUAUGGAGGAUGAUCGCACACCCGGACACGCACCACUCAUUCUAGGUAGACCCUUCUUGAAAACUGCAAGGACAAUAAUUAAUGUGCAUAAGGGUACUUUAUCUAUGGAGUUCGCUGGUAACACAAUUCAAUUCAAUAUCAUUGAUGCCAUGAAGUAUCCCUUAGAAGAUCAUUCUGCCUUGCAUGUUAACUUUAUUGACUUAAUGGUGGAGAAAGCAUGUGUUGAGUUGUAUAGUCUUGAGUCUGAAUUCCCCACCAUCCAUGAUUUUACUGAUGAUAUGCAUUGCCCUCAGUCUCAUGACAGACUCAGUAAGUGUAAUGCUUGUUCUGAAAUAGAUGAGUUUUUGAGUAUUGUUGAUAGUGCACCUUCUCAUACUAUAUCCGAUUCUCAUGUGCCUCCCAUAGAGGAAGUUUCUGUUGUUGAGAAUGUAGUGCAGGUAGGUGGCAACAUAAGCAGACUGGUGCCUUCAAUUCAACAGCCACCCACCUUGGAGUGUAAGCCCCUGCCCGAGAAUCUGAAGUACGCCUACUUGGCGGAUGGAGACAAGCUACCCGUGAUCAUCGCCGACAACCUUCAGCCUGACCAAGAGGAGAAGUUGCUGAAUCUGUUGAAGCAACAUAAGAGAGCCAUAGGUUGGUCCCUUGCAGACAUUCCCGGUAUAUCCCCUUCCUUAUGCAUGCACAGGAUUCAUUUAGAGGAAGGAGCUCAACCAAAAGAGGUAAGUAAACUACUUUCGGCUGGCAUUAUUUAUCCUAUCUCUGACAGCCAGUGGGUGAGUCCAGUGCAGGUAGUUCCGAAGAAGACAGGAUUCACAGUGGUAGCCAAUGAGAGGAAUGAGCUAGUGCCCAUGCGAGUGCAGAACAGCUGGAGAGUCUGCAUUGACUAUAGGAGGCUCAACCAAGCUACCAGGAAGGAUCAUUUCCCACUCCCAUUCAUUGAUCAGAUGCUAGAGAGGUUAGCUGGAAAGUCCCAUUACUGCUUCCUUGAUGGUUUCUCUGGUUAUUUUCAGAUUUGCAUAGCACCGGAGGAUCAGGAGAAGACCACCUUCACCUGCCCCUUUGGCACUUUUGCAUACCGGAGGAUGCCAUUUGGUCUAUGUAAUGCCCCAGGUACGUUCCAGCGAUGCAUGGUGAGUAUAUUUUCAGAUUUACUUGAGCAUUGCAUGGAAGUUUUCAUGGAUGAUUUUUCCGUCUAUGGAACCUCCUUUGAUGAGUGUCUGAUCAGUUUGGGUAGAGUCCUAGAGAGAUGUGUUGAGAAGAAUCUUGUCCUAAAUUUUGAAAAAUGUCAUUUCAUGGUUGAGCAGGGGAUUGUUUUGGGUCAUGUUGUGUCCAAGAGGGGUAUAGAGGUUGAUAAGUCCAAGGUCGAUAUCAUUUCUUCUUUGCCUUACCCCGCGUCUGUGCGGGAGGUACGUUCUUUCCUUGGACAUGCAGGAUUCUACAGGAGAUUCAUCCAAGACUUCAGCAAGAUUGCCCUUCCAAUGUCCAACCUGCUUCAGAAGGAUGUGGAAUUCAAAUUUGAUGAGUCUUGCAAGAUGGACUUUGAGGAGCUCAAGAGGCUUCCUUCCUCUUCAGAUGUCACUACCAUGGACUGUCAGUCUAUCAGAGAUGACUUCCCAGAUGAGUUACUCUAUCACUUGCAUGGUACUGAGCCCUGUUGA